AAAAGUAAGGUCCGAUGGCCAGGGAGGACGGAGUGAAGAAGACAAGCUACACGUGAGUGAAUGUGAUUGGCUGAUGUAUUUCAUGCAAAGAAGGCUAACCGAUCCCUAUCAAGAUGUAGAUCGUGUUUGAUGACCUGAGAGACUAUGUGCAACUGUGACUGUUACGCCUCAGAGGAGACCAUUGUGCUCUCAAACAGAACAAAGGGCAACAACUUUGAAAGCUAAAGGGCCGGCCGCCCUGCCAUCGCUUACCACAAGCUUCUUUCUGUUGCUGAUAGCUGGAAGUGCUGGUUAUUCUCAUUAAAUACUCAUUUACUCCAAAUCCUGUGAGUCUUGUCCUGUCUGAAAGUUGGUGUCAAGGAUACCUCAAUAUUGAAUUGCUAGUUGUAAGGAAGGGAAGAACUUCAUAGUACAGCGAAACUCCUUCCCUCCAUUCAUACCAUGGAGAGCAAAGGAAAUGUGGACAUUAAAAAAAGAAGACUGUGAAUGGGAAUCCCUGCAGCCCCAGAUGAAUAUCUAUGGUAUUAAGGGAGAGGAGGAUACUAAAUGGAGAUCAGUAACCAUUAAAGAAGAGUCUGAGCCAACAUCUCAUGCUGUCACCUUGCACAAAAAUGAAACUAAACCAUGUCAAGGCUGAAGACCUUACAUCGGAGUCAGACUCUCAGCAUCUGCGUCCAGGUGAAGAAAUAACUGGAACAGGCUUCAUGAAAUGUAAUCCUCACUCUCUCCAGAAUAAUUCUACCCAGGUGAAAACAGAAUAUUUGGAUUCUGACGUGAAGCUGAAUGAGAAAGCGCCAUGUUCAAGGUUUUCAGAAGAAGAUUUCCAAGAGAGUGACACCUUCUCCUCAUCUUCAUUUUCUCAGACCCCACUUCACUGUAGAUCGCUGCUAAAUGGAAAUUUGAAAAAACGGACAUCUGGAUCUUUCCCGCGUAGUUUUCUGCCUGUUGUGAAACUUAAAAGGGUAGACACGAUCAACAGUCAGCACAUGUAUGAUGCAAAUGUGGCAGCUUUUUAUGUCUGCCAAGAGCAGAUGAAAGCUUCUAAACAAAAAGCUGAAACCAAACUUAAAUUGAGUCCUACAAUUAAAAAACCAUACUGCUGUUCUGAAUGUGGAAAGCAGUUCACCAAGAAGAGCAGGCUUCCGAGGCACAUAAGAAUUCAUACUAGAGAGAAGCCAUUUUGUUGUUCUGAAUGUGGCAAGCAAUUCUCACAAAAAGCUAUCUUCAGACCCACAAAAGAAUUCACACUGGAGAGAAGCCAUUUUCUUGUUCUGAAUGUGGCAAACGAUUCUCUGAGAAAAACACUCUUCAGACACACACGAAUUCACACUGGAGAUAAGCCAUAUUGUUGCUCUAAUUGUGGAAAGCAAUUUUCUACCAGUAGCUGUCUUCAGAGACACACAAAAAUUCACACUGGGGAGAAGCCAUAUUGCUGUUCUGAUUGUGGCAAAGGAUUCUCUGACAAACACAAUCUUCAGAUUCACACAAGAAUUCACACUGGAGAGAAGCCAUAUUCCUGCUCUGUUUGUGAGAAGCAGUUUUCUACCAAUGGCCUUCUGCAGAAGCACACAAGAAUUCAUACUGGAGAAAAGCCAUAUUCUUGCUCUGACUGUGGGAAACAAUUUUCCUCCAGUAGCAGUCUUCAGACUCACAGAAGAAUUCACACUGGGGAGAAGCCAUAUUUCUGUUCUGAAUGUGGCAAAGGAUUCUCUGACAAAAGCAACCUUCAGAUCCACACAAGAAUGCACACUGGAGAGAAACCAUACUGUUGUUCUGAUUGUGGGAAACACUUUUCCUCCAGUAGCUGUCUUCAGAGACACAUAAGAAUUCAUACUGGAUAGAAGCCAUAUCGCUGUUCUGAAUGUGGAAAAGGAUUCACUGACAAACGCAAUCUUCAGUUUCAUACAGGAAUUCACACUGGAGAGAAGCCAUAUUCCUGUACUGAAUGUGGCAAGCAGUUUUCUGCUAGUAACAGUCUUCAGACCCAUGCAAGGAUUCAUACUGGAGAGAAACCAUAUUGCUGUUCUGAAUGUGGCAAAGGAUUCCUUAACAAACGCAAUCUUCAGGACCACACGAGAAUUCACACCUGAGAGAAGCCAUAUUGUUGUUCUGACUGUAACAAAAGAUUCUCAACAAGUAGCCAUCUUCAGAUACAUGCAAGAAUUCAUACUGGGGAGAAACCAUAUUCCUGUUAUGAAUGUGGCAAGCGGUUCUCACAACAAGGUCAUCUUCAGACCCACACAAGAGUUCACACUGGAGAGAAACCAUAUUGCUGUUCAGAUUGUGGUAAACAAUUCUCGCAAAUGGGCCAUCUUCAAAUCCAUGCAAGAAUUCAUGCUGGAGAAAAAGCAUUUUGCUGUUCUGAAUGUGGCAAGUGAUUCUCUGAUAAAUGCAGUCUUCAGACCCAUACAAGAAUUCACACUGGAGAGAAACCAUAUUCUGACUUUGACCGUGGCAAACAAUUAUCAGAAAUGGGCCAUCGUCAGACUCAUAUAAAAAUUCAUAGUGUAGGCCUAAGCCAGUGUGUUCAGCCCAAGGCAAGAACCAAUCCGGCCAGACCCAUUUACCCAGUAUCCUUUGCAACAUAUCCUUUCUCUAAGGGAGGGGGAGUUGAAGGAGGGUGCCAAGGAAAGGCCAUCUCUCAAAGAAGACUGCAAAAUUACUGUGGAAGCGCCACCCACUCAGCACCACACAACGACGAAGGGGAGAAUCUCGUGCUACACAGGAGUCGCCUUUUCAUGUAUAUCAUGGAGAACCAAAGAAACGUGGAUAUUAAGGAAGAAGACUGUGCUUGGGAAUCUGUGAAAUGUCAGACUAAAAUCAGAGGCGUUCAGGAAGGGAAGGAUUGUGAACGAGAACCAGUAGUCAUUAAAGAAGAGUCCAAGUCUACCUGUGAUACCCCUGACUGGCCAAAAAUCGAAAUUGUAAACCAUAUCAAGGUAGAAGACCUCAAGUCAGAGUCUGACCCUCAGUAUGCGUGUCAAGAUGAAGAGUUACCUCAAACAGGCUUCAUGAAAAGCAGAGCUCACUCCCUCCAGGUGAAGACAGAAUCUUUAGAUUAUACCAUGAAGAGGAUGGAGAAAACGUCGUCAUGUUCAAAGUAUUCUAGAGGAGAUUUACAAGAAAGAGACCCCUUCUUCUCAUCUUCAUUUCCACAGAUGUCUCUUCACUGUAAGCCACGGCAAAAUGAAAACUUGACAGCUGGAUCCGAGAUUUUGGUACCGGCCUUAUUGCCUUAUAAUUCUCUAUCAGUUGUGAAAUUAACAAGGGAAGAUGCUGUCAACACUCCGCAAUGGACGCAUGAUACAAAUUCAGGAGCUUUGUAUGUCUGUCAUGAACAGAAAAACACUUCUAAACAAAAAUCUAAAUCCAAACAUAAGUGGACUCAUACAGGACAGAAACCUUACUGCUGUUCUGAAUGUGGAAAACAAUUCUCUAGCAAUAGCAAGCUUCAGACCCACAAAAGAAUUCACACUGGAGAGAAGCCAUAUUGCUGCUCUGUGUGUGGCAAACGAUUCUCAGAAAAGAGUAGGCUUCAGGAUCACAUAAGAAUUCAUACUGGAGAAAAUCCUUAUUGCUGCUCUGACUGUGGAAAACAAUACCCUAGCAGUACCAGCCUUCAGAGACACAAAAGAAUUCACACUGGAGAGCGGCCGUAUUGCUGUUCUGAAUGUGGCAAACGAUACUUCCGCAGUACCAGUCUUCAGGAACACAAAAGAAUUCACACUGGAGAGAAGCCAUAUUGCUGUUCUGACUGUGGUAAGCUGUUUGCAACCAGCAGCAGUCUUUUGAUCCACACAAGAACUCACAGUGAAGAAAAGCCAUAUUGCUGUUCUGAUUGUGGAAAACAAUUCUCACAAAGAAGCUAUCUUUGGGCCCACACAAGAAGAAUUCACACUGGCGAGAAGCCAUAUUGCUGUUCUGAUUGUGGGAAACACUUCUCUGAUAAAGGUAAACUACUGUCCCACACAAGAACUCAUACUGGAGAAAAGCCAUAUUGCUGUUCAGAAUGUGGGAAGCAGUUCUCUAAUAAUAGCAAUUUUCAGGCUCACACCAGGAUUCACAGUGGAGAGAAGCCAUAUUGCUGCUAUGAAUGUGGGAAACAGUUCACAACUAGCAGCCACCUUCAGAUCCACACAAGAAUUCAUACUGGAGAGAAGCCAUAUUGCUGUGCAGACUGUGGCAAACAGUUCUCACAAAUAAGCAAUCUUCAUUCCCAUGCAAGAAUUCACAGUGGAGAAAAGCCAUACUGCUGUUCUGAUUGUGGGAAACAAUUCACUAUCAGUAGCCAUCUUCAGAAGCAUAAAAGAAUUCACACUGGAGAGAAGCCACCGAAAACAAACUUCUGUUCUGAAUGCGGUAAACAGUUCUCCCGCAGCAACAAUCUUCAGAUACAUAAAAGAAUUCACACUGGAGAGAAGCCUUAUGGCUGUUCUGAAUGUGGCAGCCGUUUCACCACUAAUACAGAUCUUCAGAAUCACUCAAGAAUUCACACGGGAGAGAAGCCAUAUUGCUGUUCUGAAUGUGGGAAACGAUUCUCCUUCAGUAGCGGUCUAAAGGCACACAAAAGAAUUCACACUGGAGAGAAGCCGUAUUGCUGUUCGGAGUGUGGUAAGCAAUUUUCACAAAUAGGCCAUCUUCAGGCCCACACAAGAGUUCAUACUGGGCAGAAGCCUUAUCGGUGCUGUGAGUGUGGUAAAGAAUUCUCUACCAGUAGCAUUCUUCAGAGACACAAAAGAAUUCACACUGGAGAGAAGCCUUAUGGCUGUUCUGAAUGUGGCAGUCGAUUCACCACUAGUACUGAUCGUCAGAAUCACUUAAGAGUUCACACUGGUGAGAAGCCGUAUUGCUGUUCUGAAUGUGGCAAACAAUUCUCUGAGAAACGCAGUCUUCGGUUACACACAAGAAUUCAUACCGGAGAGAGGCCAUAUGGCUGCCUUGAAUGUGGCAAACAAUUCUUCUGCAGCAGCCAGCUUCAAAGGCACACAAAAGUUCACAAUGGAGAGAAACCUUAUCACUGCCUUGAAUGUGGCAAACAAUUCUCUACAAGUAGCCAUCUUCAGAGGCACUCAAGAAUUCACACUAGAAACCAUAUUACUGCCUUGAAUGUGGCAAAUGAUUCUCCACAAGUAGCCAUCUUUGGAGGCACACAAGAAUUCACAGUGGAGAGAACAAACCCACUUUGUUCUGAUAAAAGCGUCAACUUCCGUGCGUCGGCAGCUAACAACUGUGCAGUUUCUCCAUGAAAAAGGACUGACCACGUUUGUCAAAUUUGCUGGGAGUCUCCAGGAUAUACCUCGUCUUAUCAACACUAUUGUCAUGUCUCUAAAUAAACCCACUAAGCAGCAUUCUCCACAACCUUGGACAUGAAUUCAAUCAAUAUCAGCACUCAAAAGCAACCUCACCUUUAAAUAAUCACUCGCAUGGUAUUUGUAGAUGGCCUUGUCACUGGCACCUAAAAGAGCAGUUACAUUUUGUAAAUGAGUUUCAAAUGACUUUCUAGCUGAAAAACUGGCAUUGAUGGAAAUCAACACCCAGUGAAAAUACCAAACUCCUAUUGUGUCAUCAGAGAUUUGAACUUGGGGAUAAAUGAAAGUGCAGAUAUGAACCAUAAGGCAGAUAAGCAAAAAGUCGUCAAAGAGGACGUCUACAGAAUAAAGAAGAUCAUUAGGCGUUCCUUACCAGCACGUAACAAACUCCAAGCCAUAAACUAAUUAGCCAUUCUUGCCCUGACCUGCAGCUAUGGAAUCAUAAGCUGGUGGUGACAACGUGAUUUUCAUAAACUGGAUACACACAUCAGCUACAGUAAUACACAAGAACCCUAAAAACCUACAUCCUGAGAUCUAAAGGAGGUGUGGGCCUGAUUGAAAUAAGAUUACAUACUGGGUGUAGGUCAGCAGUAUGUGGAUUUCUGGGUUUCCUGCUGGAUUCCAAAAUCCAACAUGUUCGGAAUGUGUUCAACCAUGGAACGAAUAAAAUGAAGAUUAAAAAAUCUGAAGUUUAGUCAACUAUGUGCAAUUCCCCUGCCAUGUGCGCAGAUAACAGGACAACUCACCAGACCGGACCAAUAGAAAUGUAAACACCUGACCAGCAAAAAAUAAAAUUAGUCAUGACCAAAAGUAUUGUGGGGAAGGUGCAGACCUUAUGGCCAAUUCUAUUUAAACUGAGACCUUAGCUAUGGAUGGCUUAUAAAGAGUGAACGAAGACCAAGAGUGGAAAGUUCUUACUAUGGCUGAAAAGGAUAACAGCCUGCAUACCCGUUACUUCAAGGCAUCAACAGAAAUCAGAUAACAAAACAGAUAAGUGACAGUUUUGCCUUUCAGCCCUUGAUGCUGUCAUCUCUAUCUGGUUUCCAAUAUGUGAAGUCUUGGUGGCUGAAGGGUUUUACACCCAAAGAGAUGACACAGUGGCCAGAGUCCUUCACUGGAAGAUUUGCAAAAAACCUGCCAGCAUGUGUGAGAGACACUGAGAGCAACUCCAGACCACAUUAACAAAAGUUGCGGACACAUCAGUCUCAACAGAUGUCGAAAUUAACACCAGCACACUAGACAUACUUAUUAAAGACACCCACUGAGUAAGCCAGGUUUGAACCCGGAGCACUACAGCUAUUAGGCAGCAGCAGUGGCCACUUUGCAGCCAUCAGAUACUAACAUGAAAUUCAGUGAUGCAUAAGGGUGUGCCUUUAUUCCUGAAGAUUCUUGUGUUUUUUUCAUUCCCCCUUUUACCCCAUACACUAACAGUCAAACGUUUUAGAACCUCUCAGUUUUUACGGAAGUGCACACAGUUUAAUGUCUUAAUGUUUCAAGAGAUCAUAGAACAAACAAACAAUGGCAAAAAAGUCAAGGGAUCAUUAAGUGUACAAAACGUUAUCCAAAUUUUUAAAUCAUCAGAGUAGCCACCUUUUGCUGCUAUAACAGCCAAACACACACGUGGCAUUCUUUCUAUAAGGGUAAUCAAAUAUUGGUGAGAAAGAUCUUCCCACCACUGUUGCAGAAUUUCCCACAAAUGUGUUGCACUUGUAGGUUGCUCUCCUUUCACCCUUCUGUUCAGUUCAUCCCAAACUAACAUAAUGGGGUUUAAGUCUGGAGACUGCUGGCCUCUCCAUGUUUUGAAGUGUACUCUCUUGUUCUUCUCUUUUAACGUAUUUCUGACAUAGCCUGGAAUCUUAUUUUGGGUCAUUGCUUUGCUACAGGAUGAACCCCUGACCUACUAGACACAGACCAGAAGGAAUUGCGUGGUGCUGCAAAAUGCUGUGGUAGCCCUUUUGAUUCAGAAUGCCAAUCACUCUGUGCAAGUCACCAACUCUUGCCUCCAGCAAAAGAACACCACACCAUCACAUUUCCUCCUUCAUGUUUGACAGUUGGUGUCAGACACUGAGGAACCAUCACCAAGUUGACGGCGUACAAACACCCUGCAUGAUGAACUGAAAAUAUCAAAGUUGGAUUCAUCAGUCCAUAAGACUGCAGUAGUCCACAGCCGGUACUUCAAGGCCCUGUUUUGUCCUUUAAGGAAUGGCU
Molecule: messenger RNA, 7517 nt
Organism: Polypterus senegalus (gray bichir)
Lineage: Eukaryota; Metazoa; Chordata; Cladistia; Polypteriformes; Polypteridae
Product: zinc finger protein 850-like
Exons: 6
Biological process (GO): negative regulation of transcription by RNA polymerase II
Molecular function (GO): DNA-binding transcription repressor activity, RNA polymerase II-specific
Source: RefSeq, a predicted model, not a curated record